AUGUCAAAGCCGGCGGUGGUGCUUAAAAACGACUUCGGAAAGUCGAAAAACUUCAAGGCGAAUGCGUACGAGCGUGAAAUCGACUAUUAUCGCCGGAUGCGUUAUUCUUCACCCAAUCGCCUCUACAUUGUGGACGGUAUGCAUCUUCGUCUGUUUCCUCAACACUAGCCAGAUGAAGGAAAUCCAAGUCGUUCUUAUAAUCUACAAAAGGAAAAGAAAAAAGAAAAAAAUUAUUGAUUCUGCAUUUUUAUACAGUUAUACAGUGACAGAAGCCAGCUCAAAAAAAUGCUUCUCGAGUUUUUUUAAAAAAAUCAAGCUCAAAAAUUUUUUUGUUCCACUUUUUUUCUUUUUACUAAGUUAAUAUUGUGACAAUCCUGACUCUCAAAAAAAUGCGCUGUUUUUUUCUGUUUCAAAAAUUAUUCUUAAGUAUCUGAUAGAAGGAAGGAAAAUAUUUUCAAAGCGGAAAAAACGACAUUUAAGAUUUCCCAUUAUGCAUCAUAAAAAAAACAAGAAUUGAGGAAAUUUUUGAUUUUUUUCAUUAGCAAAAUUAAGAGACUUUAUUCUGAUGUUCCUGAAAAAAAGCAUUCCGAAGUUUCUACUGACCUCACUGUCAAUUUCAACAAAGAUAAUGAAAAAAAAUAUUCUCUAUGAUUCAUAAAUGUGAAAAAAAUCAGGAAGUUUAAUUAUUGUUCGUCAAUGCUACUCAGUUUUUCAGAAAACCAUCAAAAUAACAUUUCUAAAUCUUUUCGACUUGUUUACUUUUACCAUAAUAUGUUCAGUAGACCAUGAAAAAUGGCAUUUCAGCUUGUAAAAAAAUAUUUUGCACAGCCUUUCUAAUUUUUUUCAACCUGAUGUUUUGUCGAACAAGAAGAAGUGUAUGUAUUAAUAAAACUGAAGAUAAAUUUCGAAAGAUUUACAAAAAUUGACGGCUGGCAAAAAAUAUUAUGGCUCAUUGAAAAUCGAGUGUUUCCGGGAGAAAACUAGAAAAAAACUUUUGUGAAAUUACGAAAUUAGUUCAGUUUUAUGAUUUUUUUAGAAAUUUUUAAUUACUGUUCGAGAAUCUUUUUGCGUCAAUUUUUUUGGGUUUUUUUAUUGAGUAAAUAGCCCAAUUUCUAUAUGAUCUAUUUUCCACAGUUUGAGGUGCUUUAGUUUAACAUUUAUUGCUUUUAACUGAUAUUCCUUAUUCGGAUUUCAAAUCGUCAACUUUUGGAAGUAAAAAACUGUUCCCUCAUCACCUAAUAGCUAAGGGCAAUAAGUCGGAAAAUUUCGAAGGUUCAUCCAUUAUUAUUUUGUUUCUACAUCCUGAGUGAGAAACUUUUGAAGGGUCCCUUUAGAGGGUUUCAUAGGGGCCCCAUGAGCAAUCUCUGAAGGAGGGACUACUCUAUUUUGCCCCAAGAGAUACCUAAAAAGUAUAGGGUUAGGGUUCCUGAAAGAAAUAAACCAUAGGGACCCUAAAACAAAAAAAAUUUUUUUAGAAAACACUCAGAAAUUUCUCAGGAGUGGUAAAAAAAAACCCAUAAAGUUCCUAAAUCAAAAAAAAACCUUAUAGGAGUCCCUCAGAAACUCCUCAGGAGUGAUCGGUCUUCUUUUCCGUUCUUGCCUGAGAUUUAACCCACGCCCGCUAGCCCUGGGCAAACUGGGCGCUUUACUGUUCCUACAUGGAGAAGUAUCUGAUCUUCGGAACUACAUUAUUGGAAGAAGGACAAAAUGAACUACGAGCAACUCUAGGUCAACGCGAUCCUGCAAAUUGACGGUCAAAUGUUCAUUCAUUUCAUGAUUCAGCUGAGAAUCUUGUCUGAAGACUGAAUAAAGUUGUAACUCGUAACAUCCAUUGAUAAGGAAAAUUAUGGCCUUCACCAGCUCCUAAGAUAUCCCUGCCUCGUUUUCAAUUGAUCAAGAACGCUUUUCCGCCACCGGACACAAAAAGCAAAGAGCUGAGGGUUCGGCAUGCCAGCUGUUUUGUGUUUUGGCGUGGGCGGCAGCAUUGGCAUCUUCCAACGAUUGCUACACCCAGGACUCACUUGCUUUCUGUAUUCCGGCAAGUCAGUCGUCUGGAGUCAUGCCGAGUGACGUCGCCUUCCGCGCGCGGACGCCCGUCGUCCUACCGCGUUCUCGAUCUCUUGACCGCAUCGGAAAUGUCGGCACUCUCUCCAGGUGAGCUGGUUUUUUUGUCCAGAAAUAAAACUGACGGAGAACCUUUUUUUUAUAUUGGAACUUCAAAAUUCUAAAUCUCAAGUUAUUAUUCAGUAAAAAAAGCAAAAUUGAAGAAAUCAUUUUUUUGAAUUUUUGAAUAAAAAAAUGUUCGUUCAGCUUAACAUUGAAGGUUAAAAAGAUUUUUUUCGAAGUUUCGAGCACAUUUCAUACAGCAACGAGGAAAAAAAUUUUUGGUAUUAACAUUUUUGAGAAUCUUUAUUUACAGCGUGAGAAAAAGUUAUUGAACUCUACUUUUCCAGUUCAAAAGAAAUUGAAAUAUUAGUCUUGAAUUUCCUGAUUUUUUUCAAUGUUUCUCUAAACUUUUUUUCAAAUUUUUUUGAAUUCAGAGUGACAUCCGUGCCGAACAUCUCGACGAUGAGAGUCGGUUCAAAUUACCGUUCAUCCACCUUGAACCGCUACCGUCGCGACUUUGACAUGGUUUUUUUAGAUGAAUAUCACUCUCCUUGCAUUAGAAUGAAUCACAAACGGCUAAUAUGAAAGAAAAAUAGCUGAUAAAAAACUUUGUGUAAUCUUCAACGCCCUCCAUGUGCUCUGUUGAGCUCUGGAGGUGUAACAGGCGGCGAUUACCGCGAUUGUUUUCUCGGAAAACGAGCUGGCUUGUUUUUUGCUUUUUCAAAAUCAAUCUGUUCUUUUUAUAACUCACAAUAAGUUUCUUGAGAACUAUUUUUACAUGAUCCCAUCACCUUCAUCAGAUUAUUUGUAUGCAAAAGAGAACAAAAAUCAUGAAAACUUUCGAUAAUUGAAACUUUCCAGCUCGACGACUACAACAUCGAUCGAUACACUUUCUACACUCCGUUCUACUGGGAAACGUACAGAUUCGCAGCCAGACGUCAACUCCAAACUGAUCCUAUCCCCAACUCUCUCGGACAUGAAUACGCUCCUUUCUGGUGAUUUUAUUGAAACAGAAUCAUAAUCCACGAAAGUUUCAGGUCUCGCUACAAGUGGUACACUGAUUGGUUGAACCCGACCUACUGGCGCCGGUAUCGCGACCCCAACUACGACCGCCCGCUGUGGAACAACGCCAGACCGUGGCAACUUGACAAGUUUGUUUAGCAGCAAUCUUAAGCUUUAAAAAAUUCAAAAAAAAUAAAAUAGAAAGAGUCAUCACUUGUCCCAUGAGAAAAAAACUUUUAAACUGCUGUAUUUUUUCAAGGAAAAUUUUAAAGAAGGAUAUUUUGUAGAAAUUAUACUAUGAACAUGAUAAUUUCCUCUAUUUUCCGCAAAAGAAAAAAACUUUAUGGUCGCAAUUGAAAUGGCUUGAAACAGCGAUCUGCAUUUUCACCAUUUUCAAAUUUUUUCAGAGAUCUAUUAACAAAAUCUGUGAUUUCUGACGUUUUUUUCACGGAGUCGGCACAAAUCGAUUUUCCAGAAUCCAAAUAAUUCAAAAAUGUUUAAUCGUUCAAGUUUUUAACUGUCAAAUUUAAUUGGUUUCAAGAAGGUUUUUGGUUUUUUUUUUCUUUUUUCAAUCGGAAGUUUGUAGAGCCUUUAGAUUUCCUUCAACCGAUUCACGGAAAUUUGAAUCGCCUGACUCAUUCAGCUUUCUCUCUUAAUAUUUUUGUAAACUUUUUGUGUUCAUGAAUUUUCAAGCUUGAAACCAAACCAUUUUGACAUUAAUCCUAACACUUGAUGCCCUUAUUUUUAGUGUGAACGUGAAGGGAGCCAUCGACCUCUACCGUAACGGCGUGAUCGACUUCAAGACUCUCGACAAGAAAUGGAUCGAGCCAAGAAUUUAUGACCGUCGUGGAAAAGAUUGGGCUGACGUCUACCUGCCGGCUGGUGAGUUCUGAAUCAAUAUCCAUUUCGAUAUUGUAUUAUCUUCCUGACAAAUUAGGUUGACAAUUUACAAGGAAAACCUUUUCACUGCUUUCUAUCAUGUUUUCGGAACUUUAAAGCUCGGAACUUUGAAAAUGAGAAGGGUUUAGAAUUUAGUGGGAGCUAGGAAUAGAUCAAUCAGCGUGAAAGAAGACGUUCUCAAAAUUUGAAUUUCAAAUCCAAAAUAAUCUGAGGAAAUUGAUUAUUUCAGCCCGCUACGGUGCUCACCGCUACUUCUACUCCUGGAACUGA
Caenorhabditis auriculariae is the source of this 4278-nucleotide messenger RNA. Lineage: Eukaryota; Metazoa; Nematoda; Chromadorea; Rhabditida; Rhabditidae. The record is from the annotation of a GenBank genome assembly.